Alternaria conjuncta is the source of this 1434-nucleotide messenger RNA. RefSeq lists its product as uncharacterized. The transcript is spliced from 3 exons. Bases 1 to 1434 code for a protein of 477 amino acids. NCBI's taxonomy places the organism in Eukaryota, Fungi, Ascomycota, Dothideomycetes, Pleosporales, Pleosporaceae. Gene Ontology annotation, molecular function: oxidoreductase activity, acting on the CH-CH group of donors; flavin adenine dinucleotide binding. The record is from RefSeq and is a predicted model, not a curated record.
AUGUCUGUACCGUACGACCGCGCCUACGAUCUGCUUAGCAACAGCAAGGAUGGCCAUAUCUCUGCCUCUCAGCGCAUUCCCGUCAUCGCGCGGCCUUUUGUCAGCGAGAGGGCGGCGAAGACACUCGACCUUGUAGAGAAGUUCGUUGAAGAAGAGUGCAUCCCCGCCGACGCCGUAUACGUUCGCCAGAUCGGCCAGACUGUCCAAGAGCGCUUCUCGUCACAUCCAUCCAUCAUCGAAGACCUGAAGAAGAGGGCACAAGAGCUUGGACUAUGGAACAUGUUCCUGCCCAAGGCACACUUCAAGGAGGGUGCUGGUUUCAGCAACCUGGAGUACGGCCUCAUGGCUGAGUACCUGGGCAAGAGCCGGACAGCUUCCGAGGCUGUCAACUGCGCUGCUCCCGACACUGGCAACAUGGAGGUCAUUGCCAAGUACGGUACCGAGGCACAGAAGAGGCAGUGGCUGGACCCGCUGCUGAGGGGCGAGAUUCGCUCUGCGUUCUUGAUGACGGAACCUCAGGUUGCGUCGAGUGAUGCUACCAACAUUGAGAUGACUAUCAAGAAGGAUGGCGACCAUUACGUCCUGAACGGCCAGAAAUGGUGGUCAUCCGGCAUUGGCGACCCUCGCUGCAAGAUCUUCAUCGUCCUCGGAAAGACCGACCCCAACAACUCCGACAAGUACAAGCAACAAUCCGUCAUCCUCGUCCCCAACACCACCCCCGGUGUAACAGUCCACCGCAUGCUCUCAGUCAUGGGUUUCGACGACGCACCCCACGGCCACGGCCACGUGACCUUUGAGAACGUCCGCGUCCCCGCCAGCAACAUGGUGCUCGGCGAAGGCCGCGGCUUCGAGAUCAUCCAAGGCCGUCUCGGACCCGGACGUAUUCACCACGCUAUGCGCAGCAUCGGCUCUGCCGAGAAGGCACUAGAGUGGUUCCUCGCCCGCAUCAACGACGAGCGCAAGAAGCCAUUCGGCGAGCUCCUCAACAAACACGGCAUCAUGCUCGAGCGCGUCGCACGCUCCCGUAUCGAAAUCGAUGCCGCCCGCCUCUCCGUCCUCAACGCCGCCAUCAAGAUCGACGAAACAAACGCCAAGGGCGCGCUCAAGGAAAUCGCCGAAGUCAAGGUGCUCGUCCCCGAGGUCAACCUCAAGGUCAUCGAUUGGGCUAUGCAAGCCUACGGUGGUGCGGGUGUGAGCCAAGAUACUCCGCUUGCGCAGAUGUGGUCGAGUGGCCGUACGAUGAGGAUUGUAGAUGGGCCGGAUGAGGUGCAUCUGUUGCAGCUGGGUAAGAAUGAGAAUAAGAGGGGUCUUGCGCAUAAGGCGAGGAUUGAGGCGCAGCAGAAGAAGGGUGAGGAGCUGUGUAGGCAGUAUGGCAUUGAGCCGAGGGAUCCUUUGUACCUUAACAGGACGAGUGGGGAGGCUAGUAAGCUGUAG